AUGGCUCGUACCAAGCAGACCGCCCGCAAGUCCACCGGAGGCAAGGCCCCCCGCAAGCAGCUCGCCACCAAGGCGGCUCGCAAGUCCGCCCCCGCCACCGGUGGCGUCAAGAAGCCCCACCGCUACAGGCCCGGUACCGUCGCUCUCCGCGAGAUCCGCAAGUACCAGAAGUCCACCGAGCUCCUCAUCCGCAAGCUCCCCUUCCAGCGCCUCGUCCGCGAGAUCGCCCAGGACUUCAAGACCGACCUCAGGUUCCAGUCCUCCGCCAUCCUUGCCCUUCAGGAGGCGUCCGAGGCUUACCUCGUCGGCCUCUUCGAGGACACCAACCUCUGCGCCAUCCACGCCAAGCGCGUGACCAUCAUGCCCAAGGACAUCCAGCUCGCCCGCCGCAUCCGUGGCGAGCGCGCCUAAGCG
This is a messenger RNA of Micromonas commoda, 414 nucleotides long. RefSeq names its product histone H3. NCBI's taxonomy places the organism in Eukaryota, Viridiplantae, Chlorophyta, Mamiellophyceae, Mamiellales, Mamiellaceae. The record is from RefSeq and is a predicted model, not a curated record. The transcript has a single exon. Gene Ontology annotation, molecular function: DNA binding; protein heterodimerization activity; structural constituent of chromatin. Gene Ontology annotation, cellular component: nucleosome. Bases 1 to 411 code for a protein of 136 amino acids.